AUGUCCCCAAAAGCCUUCAUUAUCACUGGCGCCUCGCGCGGCAUCGGCCUCGCCAUCGCCAAGUAUCUCCUCAGCAGUCCGCAAUCACACAACCUGGUCGUCAUCGCACGGAGCAUUGGCCCCCUCCAAGCUUUGAAAGAUGAGCACCCCAGCCAAGUCGAGGUCCUGGGCGGUGAUCUCGCUGAUCUCUCACUCGGCCGGAAGGCCGUCGAUCUGGCGCUGAAGUCCUUCGGACGGCUGGACGGACUCGUGCUGAACCACGGGACGCUGGGACAAGUGGGGAAUGUGGCCGAGGCGGACCUCGAACAAUGGAAGCAGGGGUUUGAUGUGAACUAUCUUAGCUGUGUUGCUUUUGUACAAGCAUCCCUGCCUUCGCUUCGCACCUCUCAAGGCCGGAUUAUCUUCACCUCAUCCGCGGCCUCCGUGUCAGCCUUCAAGGGAUGGGGCUUGUAUGGCGCCACCAAGGCGGCCAUGAACCAUCUGGCGCUGACGCUGGGGGAAGAAGAGCCUGAAGUGGUUUCUGUGUCGGUGGAUCCGGGUAUCGUGGAUACCGAGAUGCAGCGGGGCAUCCGGGAGGAUCUUGCGACGAAGAUGGAUCAGCAGUUCCAUUCGUUCUUUACCACCGUCCACAAAGAUGGAGGGUUGCUGAGACCCGAGCAGCCAGGACAUGUUCUUGCGCGGUUGGUGGUGGAUGCGCCUCGGGAGUUGUCGGGGAAGUAUCUUUCAUGGAAUGACGAGGUUCUGGCGGCUUUUCAGUAGACUUCUUGCAGGGUUCUGUGCACGGAGAAGGACGUUGUUGGACAUAGAGACCAAAUAGAGUAGUAGCUACACUUUGUCUAUAGGUUCUAUACUGUACUAUACAUUUGCAUAGACCCCAUUUAGCACCCUGAUCGAAUCAACCACAAGCUUAGAGUGUAC
Aspergillus aculeatus ATCC 16872 is the source of this 918-nucleotide messenger RNA. RefSeq names its product SDR family oxidoreductase. The coding region runs from base 1 to 759 and encodes 252 amino acids. Gene Ontology annotation, cellular component: intracellular anatomical structure. The record is from RefSeq and is a predicted model, not a curated record. The transcript is spliced from 4 exons. Gene Ontology annotation, molecular function: oxidoreductase activity, acting on NAD(P)H, oxygen as acceptor. Lineage: Eukaryota; Fungi; Ascomycota; Eurotiomycetes; Eurotiales; Aspergillaceae.